Messenger RNA from Penicillium arizonense, 525 nucleotides. RefSeq names its product DNA-directed RNA polymerase II subunit RPB7. Gene Ontology annotation, molecular function: single-stranded RNA binding; single-stranded DNA binding; translation initiation factor binding. The transcript has 3 exons. Gene Ontology annotation, biological process: positive regulation of nuclear-transcribed mRNA poly(A) tail shortening; DNA-templated transcription; transcription initiation at RNA polymerase II promoter. Gene Ontology annotation, cellular component: P-body; RNA polymerase II, core complex. NCBI's taxonomy places the organism in Eukaryota, Fungi, Ascomycota, Eurotiomycetes, Eurotiales, Aspergillaceae. The record is from RefSeq and is a predicted model, not a curated record. The coding region runs from base 1 to 525 and encodes 174 amino acids.
AUGUUCUUCCUCAAAGAAGAGACCAAGGUGAUUUCGAUGCACCCGUCCUUUUUUGGACCUAACAUGCGGGAAUACCUUAUCACCCGACUCAACGAAGAGGAAGAGGGACGGUGUACGGGUGAUCACUUUGUGAUCUGUGUCAUGGACAUGGUUGAUAUUGGUGAAGGACGAGUGAUGCCCGGCAUUGGACAGGCAGAAUAUACCAUCAGAUAUCGGGCGAUCAUUUGGAAGCCGUUCCGUGGCGAGACGGUCGAUGCCAUUGUUACCUCCGUCAAGCCGACGGGUAUCUUCACCCUGGCGGGCCCAUUAUCUGUCUUCAUUGCGCGAAAGAACAUUCCCUCCGAUAUCAAAUGGGAGCCUAACACCGUGCCGCCACAAUACACUGACCACGCUGAUCAAGUGAUUGAGAAAGGAACCAGCCUGCGUCUUAAGAUCCUGGGUGUCAAGCCUGACGUGGCUGCUAUCAAUGCCAUUGGCACUAUCAAGGAGGAUUAUCUUGGGUAUGUUGUUCUCUCCCUGCUCUAG